GACCCUGCCGCUGGCGAGAUGUUUCAGCGCACCGCGAGCAUGCGGCGCGCGUUGGCAUUGUCGAAGACGCAACCACUCGCGGCGACGAUCAACCCCUCCAUGAGGAAUGUGCUGCAGGACCGCGUGCUGGACGACAGGGGCCGUGCAAUCUCAGAUGGCCAGAGCGACUUCGCUCUGUCACUCAGCCUCGCUGUGUCUGGGGGGGCGCUCGCGGUUGGGAUUUUUACGGGAAAGGUGGACUCGUCGACGUUUGCGUUGUGGCUGGCGCCCAGGGGGUCCAAUUGGACAGGGGCCGAAACGAAGGCUGCGCGGCAGGUGUUCUUCGACCUGGUGGAGCUGGAUUCGGCCCGUGUGUUCCCCGUCGCGGCGGACAAGGAUUGGGCCGCCGCCGCUGCCGUCGCUGCCUCUGGCGCGCCCGAGGAAAGAUCGAAGACGGAGCGUCGGAUUCAGCGCGAGCGUCGUAACGCGGUCGACUUGGAGGACGCGGACUCGACUGUUCCAGACAAUAAGGAGGACAGCGAGUCGACCGAUUGCGCGUCAUCCGAGGUGCACGUCCGCGACGUUGCCUGGCCCGGGGGCUCGCGCAUGCGGCUAUGCAGCAGUCGCAUGGCGAGUGAGCGGCGGAGGCGCUUGUCGGAGUUGAUCGCGAGGUUGGAGGGCCAGUGCUGCCCCGCCCCUCUUCCGAGCGAGUUCCUAACUGGCAUCCCGCGCGCGAGCGACGGCGGGAAGAGCCAGGGCCAGCUUUUCCCCGUGUUGCGGGCCUUCGCGUCGACCGAGAUGCACUUCCUCGGCGUGCUCAAACGAGAGUUCGACGGCGAGGGCUUUGACCGCAAUCGUUUCUUUUGCAGAGCUAUUCCGAGCCUGCAACCUGCCUCUGGCGGUGAUCACCGCGUAGAGUGCGCGGGCCGAGAACGUCCUAUUUGGGCUGUGCUACUGCACGCUUGGGGGGUGCAGGCCGCCCCCGAUUUCUUGAUGCGCUCAGUCAAAGGGCGCGACGGGGGGGCGAGACUGGUCGAGGAGGGCGACGGGGUGCCUUUGGAGGAGGACGUCCGCCACCCAGCGUUCUGGCGGUUUCAGUUCGCGAGGACCGACGCCUUGCGGCGCUGGCUAUACUGGAAGGGGCCCGACGAGUGGCUCACAAUGGAAGAGGUCGAUUGGGUUUUGAACCAGCGUGGCGGCCAAACGCUGCUGAUCCGCAGGGUCGUCGCAGCCUCUGGCGCGCCUAAGUUUGAAAUCGGGUCGGGAACCGUUGUUACGCUCGCAGAGAUGUUCUACCACGGAUGGCCGUUUUGCAUUGCCUUCGACAUCUACAAGUUGUACAUGGACCUGCCCAUCUUCAUCCACAAGCACAG
Molecule: messenger RNA, 1352 nt
Organism: Prorocentrum cordatum
Lineage: Eukaryota; Dinophyceae; Prorocentrales; Prorocentraceae
Source: the annotation of a GenBank genome assembly